Messenger RNA from Pteronotus mesoamericanus, 1998 nucleotides. RefSeq names its product beta-1,3-galactosyltransferase 6 (gene B3GALT6). Gene Ontology annotation, molecular function: UDP-galactosyltransferase activity. The transcript has a single exon. The coding region runs from base 1 to 996 and encodes 331 amino acids. The record is from RefSeq and is a predicted model, not a curated record. Lineage: Eukaryota; Metazoa; Chordata; Mammalia; Chiroptera; Mormoopidae. Gene Ontology annotation, cellular component: Golgi membrane. Gene Ontology annotation, biological process: glycosaminoglycan biosynthetic process.
AUGAAGCUGCCGCGGCGCGCGUGGCGGCACCGGACGGCGCUGGUCCUGGGCGGCCUGGCGCUGUGCGGCGCCGCGCUCCUCUAUCUGGCGCGCUGCACGGCCGAGGGCUCUCGCACGUCGCCAGGCCUCGGCCCCGGGCCCCUGCUCGCCGGGCCCGGGCGCGCCGCCGCCUUCCUGGCCGUGCUGGUGGCCAGCGCGCCGCGGGCGGCCGAGCGGCGCAGCGUCGUCCGCGGCACGUGGCUGGCGGCGGCGCGGCGAGGUGGCCCGGGCGAUGUGUGGGCGCGCUUCGCGGUGGGCACGGCCGGCCUGGGCGCCGAGGAGCGGCGCGCUCUGGAGCACGAGCAGGCGCGGCACGGGGACCUGCUGCUGCUGCCCGCGCUGCGCGACGCGUACGAGAACCUCACCGCCAAGGUGCUGGCCAUGCUGUGCUGGCUCGACGAGCACGUGACCUUCGAGUUCGUGCUCAAGGCGGACGACGACUCGUUCGCGCGGCUGGACGCCCUGCUGGCCGAUCUGCGCGCCCGCGACGCAGCGCGCCGCCGCCGCCUCUACUGGGGCUUCUUCUCGGGCCGCGGCCGCGUCAAGCCCGGGGGUCGCUGGCGCGAGGCGUCCUGGCAGCUCUGUGACUACUACCUGCCCUAUGCGCUGGGCGGUGGCUACGUGCUCUCCGCCGACCUGGUGCACUACCUGCGCCUCAGCCGAGAGUACCUGCGCAUGUGGCACAGUGAGGAUGUGUCGAUGGGCGCCUGGCUGGCGCCCGUAGACGUGCAGCGCGAACACGACCCGCGCUUCGACACCGAAUACAAGUCUCGUGGGUGCAGCAACCAGUACCUGGUGACGCAUAAGCAGAGCCUGGAGGACAUGCUGGAGAAGCACCAGACGCUGGCGCACGAGGGCCACCUGUGCAAGCAGGAGGUGCAGCAGCGCCUCUCCUACAUCUACGACUGGUCUGCGCCUCCCUCACAGUGCUGCCAGAGGAAGGGGGGCAUCCCCUGAGCCCUGCUGCGGUGGCGGGGUGGCUGCCGCGGGUCCCUGUGGGAGCCCCGGCAGUCUCACAAUGGGGGAGCUGACAUGUCUGGCUGAUUGUCUGGGACGCGUCCAGCCCUCGAGGGGAACCUAGUGUAUCCGGUGACCAGCGGGGCUUUCGGGCAAACACCAUGCAGUAGCGGACAGCUCGUAGGCCUCAAGUCCUGUCAGUGAGCGUUCCUCCGGUCUUGCUUCAAAGCACCUUGUUCUGAGUCUGGGAGACCCUGGGGCUUGCCAGGGCAAUGCGUCGCGUCCAGGUAGAAGUGACCUGCCCCCGGAUUCCAGCCAGCAUUUGCCCGGACUGGGCAGAAGCCCAGGUUCAGGUGUGAGUUGGGAAGAACCUUCCCCUUCUGCAGGAGCUUCUGGCCCCAAAUCCCCCGCCCCGCCCCGCCCUGUCUGCCUGCUGUCCUGUCCUAAGGCAGGAACAAGGAGCUAAAGGCUGGAGCUGACCCCAGACACAGGUCUGACUUGUUCUGGGUGGGGACUGCGUCAUGUCCUGCAUCCACGGUACUGACCGUCCACCUGGGACCCCACAGCACUGAGAGCUACAACGGCUGCAAGCCAACCGCAGGCCCUGACCAGUUGCAACUCAGCUGUGUUGCAAUCAAGUGGCUUUUAUGGGAACUGCUGCUGUCUGGUUCAGCCAGGUUGCCUCCUUUAUGUCUCCUGUUGGUGUUAUUUAUGUGUCAGUCCGAGAUGGAGCUUCGUUUUAUGUUAAGUGGUUUUGGUCUCCGUGUCUCCUCUCGAGUGAAUUUGGGGUAAAUGCCAUUCAGCGCCUGCCUGUGAUUUAUUUAUAAACAUUGUACGUUUGUGUAGAUAAGAGUUUCAGUUGGGAGUGUGUGGGUCUGGAUGUUUUUUAAAUUAUUUGGGAAGACUUUUCUAUCACAACUUGGAAUUCUUGGAUUAAUCUGUUUCUACAGUGUGAACUGUAGACCCGUUGCUGCAUGUGUGUUUAAACACAGAAGAAUUUUU